AUGAAGUCUAAGGUGGCAGGCCUAAUAUUCGCUAUCCUUGUUUUCUUAUCUUCUUUACUUGGUUCCGUUUUCCUUCUUUUCCCGUUCAUUCCACUAGCUUAUUUCGCACCUAAAGUUUGGAGAGAGAUUGCUGAUCGACUUCUGGGCUAUUGGCUUACUUUUCCUGCAGUCAGUUUUUGUGUUCAUAUGAGUUGUGUGAGGGUCGCGUUCAGUCUCUGGUUGAAUGGAUUUUCGAGAGCAAGUUUUUCGUGACGGGCGAUUUGAUCCAGAGGGAUGAACCAGCUAUCAUUUUGAUGAAUCACAGAACAAGGUAUUUAGUAUUGUCAAUUUUUCAAGUUUUUUUUCUCGAAUUGAGGCUCGAUUGGCUGUUUUUAUGGAAUGCUCUGUACAAAAUGGAUCCGUGGCUCUUAACUACCGGAAAGAUUUCUCUGAAAGUUGUUUUCCUUUGUUACUUAAUGUUUAUAAACUAUUCCAGGCUCCGUUGAAAAAAAUUCCGGGAGCUGGGUGGGCGAUGAGCGCAGGAGCCUUCAUUUUUCUUGAAAGGAACUUUGAAAGUGAUAAAUCCAAACUGGAAGACAUGAUGCGUUAUUAUAAAGCUUGCGGGAAAAACUACCAAGUAAAUCGAAUACUGUUGUUGUCUAUUUCGUUUAGAUCUUAUUCUUUGCCGAAGGAACUGAUAGAGGCGAACGAGCAGUCCUUCUGAGCCACGCGUAUGCAGAUAAGAACAAUCUUCCUCGUUAUGACUAUGUUUUGCACCCUCGGACAACGGGUUUCGCAUAUCUACUCGAAAUCAUGAAAAGAGGUUUAAUUAUAAUUUUUUUUAGCAAUAAGAACGGUUUUUUUUUUCAAAAUAAGGCAACAUCUUUUCCUAAGUGUUCGAAUAUCUUUAAUUCCAGAAAACUACAUCAAAUACGUUUAUGAUGUUUCUGUUGCGUAUAGAGGUGAAGUUAUUGACACCGAAGCAAAACUGGUGAAAAAUGGCAAUUUUCCAGAAGUUUGUUUUUUUUUUUUUCAACGAAAAAUGAUAGUAUCAGGAAGUUCACUUCGAUCUGAAACGUUAUUCAGUGGAGGAAAUAGACGAAGACGUUUCUGUUUGGCUUCAAAAGUUGUGGUCGAAAAAAGAAGAAAAAUUGAAGAGGUUCGAGAUUGUCUCAAUUAUUCAGAAGUUAUUUUUUUCCAUUUGAAUUCACAUCAAAUAAAUUUUGUUUUUCUUGAAUUUCUUUAAACAGGAAUUUAAUAGUUGGCUCUCAAAAAAAUAUUUUUUUCAGUUUCGAAUAACGGCCAAUGCACCGGGAAAAGAAAGAAUGGAAAAAUCUUUUUUUUUUGCAGAUUUUACCAAGGAAAUUUGAACUUCGAGCCAAGCGGUGAAGGUUUUCAAUGGCCGGUAAAAAAGGAGAUUAUUUUGUUUUAUUUAAUUCAAAUUGUUCUCAGAUCGCCACCACAGGCCUUGGCUAUUCUGUUGCCUUUGCUUUCUGGAUAUUCUCCUCUUUACUUUGGAUUUAUUUCAUUUACGCCUACUUCUUUGUCAAGGUUUGUCUCAAUAAUUCUCUAUUCAAAGUCUCAAAUUAAGGUCUAUUUCUUAGCUGCAUCGUUAUUUUAUUUGUAUGGUCUACAUGCUCACAACGGUGUAGAAAAUUUAGUUUUGAAAUGGUUUGAGCGAAAUCCUUCCAAAAGAAGUUAGAAAAAUUUUAGCCGUGAUAGAUUUCAUGCAGUAGCUAUUUUAUUUCAUUUCAUUGAUUCUAUGUAUUUUGUUGAUAUUUUCUUGUAUGUGUAAUUAUAUUUAUAAGAUUCCCGUUGAACUCGAUGUGUUGUGAUCUAGUCAUUUUGGUUUUGAUAAAUCAUCUUUUGCUUUUUCUUAAAAGUAUUUGAUUGUAUAUACAGCAAGUAAGUGCUCAUGGUACAUUUCGAGAUUUCGUUUUGAUCGCGUUUCGGGAAUAUAAGACGUUUUUGGAACAGAAAUGAGCUCUCCUGGAGAGCCUCCCGUAAUUUCGGGAGGUCAGCCGCUAGUCACCAGGUUGAAGGGAUGGCUUUUCGGAAUCGGCAUGCUUUCUUCCUCUUUGUUCGGUACUUUUGCCUUCCAAAUCCCUAAUUUUUGUUGCUUUUCUAGGUAUGUUGUUCGUGAUCACUCCAGUCAUGCCUUUGGCCCUUUUCAAACCGAUCCUUUGGCGAAAACUUCUUGAUCGACUCGUUGGGAUGUGGGUCAUAAUGCCGGGGGUUCGUUUUUUUUUUUUAAAUAAAAGAAAUUUUACAAACCGGAAAGGUUCAGGAAGAAAACCUUGAAAAGUAUGAACAUGUGUUCUUAAAAAUCGUUAUAUUUUAAUAGGGAAUCAAUAAUCUGUGCUUGGAUUGAGCCUAUUCCGCGCCAGUUUGUCACGUUUUUCUUUCCGCCGAGAAUACCCUAUCACAAAAUAAAUCAAAAUAAAGCAACUUUGCUUCAAGACCAUUGUUGUCUGCUGUAUUUUUAGUAGUUUUGUAGAGCGGAAAGUUGGGUUUACGGUAGCUGUUUCUUUUCUUUCAAAACGUGACUUUCUCCCGCGGAACGCAUUAAAAGUUUCCUUUUGAGUUUAUUUAGUGUUGAUCAAGUUUGGAAUUGAUCAACACUAAAUAAACUCAAAAGGAAACUUUUAAUGCGCUCCGCAUCAAAUUUUUUUUUUCGAUUACAGUCGUCGUUUAAAAGUUUAUGUGCAUUUAUAGGCUUUCUUGCAACCUGAUUGACUUUUUUUCCUAUGUGUUAAAUAUCAAUGUCUCUUUAUCGAAUUGAAAAAAAUCAUUUUUUUAUAAUAUUUAUUAAUACUCACAAAUUACAAUUUAUCCGAUUUUUUUGCAAAAAAAGUUUUUGAAUUUGAUAUUUUCAGCUUUACAGACAGAAAAAAAGCUCCAGAUGAGAGUGAUAAAAAAACUAAGAAAGUUUCUCGUAACGGGGCUAACAAAUUUCAAUGGAAUUAACGAUUUACAGCUUAAAAAUAAAAAAAUAGGUUUGAUUGGUAAAACUUAAUUUGAACAUUUUAAUAUCGAAACCGUGAGAAUGUUGAGGCGUUGAUGUCGUUUAUGUUCGGAGCCUCGGUCAAAGUUCAAGGUCACAAAAUCGAUCACAGUGAGCCCGCUUUGAUAAUAAUGAACCAUCGAACAAGGUUUCUCUCCCUUGUUGAGGUAUCCCGACUGCUUUUUUAUAGGUUAGAUUGGUUGUUUUUCUGGAAUGCUUUGUUCCAAAUGGAUCCGUGGCUCUGUACAUCUGAAAAGAUUUCGCUCAAAGGAAUGCUGAAGAAAGUUCCUGGAGCAGGUAAUCCGAAAUAUUGGAUACCGGCAUCGGCUUGAAGGUUGGGCGAUGCAAGCUGCGUGUUACAUAUUUCUCGAUCGCUCAUUCGAAACCGACAAGAGCAGUUUGGACAAGAUUAUUACGUAUUUUGCGGAUACCGGUUACAAUUAUCAGGUAUUAAAUCAAAAUAAAUUGUAUUUUGCUCAAUGUCCCCAAUCCUAGUUAGAAUAAUAUUCAAAAUUUUUGGAGACGAGUGAAUCUUUUGAAUGAUUUUCUUAUUCCUCAAUUCGAUAGCUGUUGAAAAUAUUGAUUUAAACGUUGAUACAAAGGUGAACCGAGAAGUCGAUACAAAUAGCUACCGGGUAGCAACUUUUGAAAAAGUCAGUCGGCGUGUGGUAAUCGGUGGUCGUUUGUAUGCGACCGGGUACUAUCUCUAUAGUACCUGGGUCGAAGGUCGAUGCAAGUAGCUACCUGACAUUCGCGAUUUCUUUCGAAAAGUCUGGAAUUGGUUCCCCGGUCUUUAUUUUUUUCCAGCUUUAUCCAAUAAGACCCUGGAAGGCUUGAGAAGGUGUAAAAAACACUGGUGCUGAAUAAACGACCGAUGUGUCAGCAAGUGGCAAUCGCGAAUUUCAGGUACAUACCCGGUAGCAUCCAGAUACCGAUCAGGUACCACAGAGACGGUACCCGGUCGCAUACAAAUGACCACCGAUUACCAUUCGCCGAUUCACUUGAGUUGCUACCCGGCACCUACUUGUAUCUACCUCUCGAUUCACCAGUGUAACUCAUCAGAGUUAAAUAAUCGAAGUUGGUAGGAAUGAAGAUGAACUUUUCGACCCGAUAUAAGUAGUCCAUAUUUUUCAGUUGUUGUUGUUUCCCGAAGGUACAGACAAAUGUCCAAAGGCGACAGAGAGGAGUCGACUACACGCCGAGAGAAAAUCCUUGGUUCAUUAUGACUACGUCCUCCAUCCCAGAAUCACCGGAUUCGUCCACAUCGUUCAGUCCAUGCGCAAACGUUGGUUCUUUUUUCAAAAGGGAAUUUAUAAUAACUAUGAUAAUUCUCUAUUUCAAAAAAAAUUCGGUAAUGAAAAACGCUCGGAGCACCAUUUUCUCUCUUCAAGAACUCGUAUAUUUCACAGAAAAGAUUAGAUUAAUGAACCAAUUUUUUAAGCUCUUUCAGAAAUUAGGAUUUCUUUGAAAAGAAUUUUUUUCUCACGCAAAAAUGAAAAAAAUUACGUAAUUUGGAGAAAAAAGUGUUCGGAAAAAAAAAUAUAUAAAGUUAAGUAACUAAAAAAUGAUUCUCAAAUCUUGUGUUAUGUUACAACAAAAACAAUAUUUAUUGGUUGUUUUAGUCAGAUGGAAUCGACUAGGCGGUGAAAAAAUUGCUCUUUUGAGCGGCACUAACACCGCCUUUGGCGAAAAAAAAAGUCAAAACGUGUAGUCGAUUGAAUGGAAAGCAUGGUCUUACGGUCCUUCGCCUCGUUCUUCCACAAGUUGAUCCCUCAGUUUCGCGGGUACGGGCACGGCGGUGAUGGUGGGGCUCGGGCACGGACUCCGUGUACACUCUAGGGUAGCUUCGGCCGACUGAGAGAGCUACCACUUCGAGUGAAGAAAAUACACUUGUUAAUGUUAAAAAAAAAGAAAAAAAAGGUAUAUAUCUUUUAGGUGAGCUAGAAUAUUUUUACAGAGAAAACAUUUUGUUGUUAAUUCUUGUUUUAUCAACAGCUUUAGCAUGAAAAAUUUCAGGACUAUUGAAUGAAAAUGUCAGAAUGUUAUUAUCGCAAAAAUUUUUCACUCACUAUAAAAAGUUUUAUGUUUUUGACUUUAUCCUAGUUUUAAAAACAAUGGAGACUCCUUUCAAGAAAGAAAAAACGCAAACUAACGGCUGUCUUCCAUUUUCGACAAAGCCUAAAAUUUCAUGAUGCUCCUGACUUGAAUAUUUAAAAUAAGGCGCGGAGUUUUUUUCCCUCCAGUUUUCUUGUUGCUGAGUCGGCAGCCGUUUCGUUGUUUACAAUUUGAUUAUAUUUAUAGAAAAGCUUUUUCUACCGUUUUUUUAGCGAUGAAAAAGGGAAAGAAAAAUAAAAUAGGCUUCUUUGUGAGAUUGCUUGACCGAUGUUUUUCUUCAAGCUGUGGUACUGGACGUUGCAAUUUCUCGCGAUAAACGUGCCAGGCCAGUAGUUGAUAAAUGAGGUCCUGUUUUUACACAAGUCAAAACUCUGGCAUCUCGCGUUUUCGCGAAUGGUUUUUGAUGGAUGUCCAGUCGCUACUGGACUCGCGGAUUUCGCAACGUAAUCUUAGAUGGCAUUUAGUUGUCGCUGAAAAAUCGGAGAAAUUUUAAAAUUCAUGUUUAAAAGUUUUUAAGCGGAAGAAAUCGAUCAUUUUCAAAUUUUUUAGAUUUGAAUGAAUUUUUUUUCAGCUUCUAAGAUUAUUUGAGUUUCUCAGUUUUUUUUUCUAAAAACUCCAGAGUGGCCCCUGUGUUUUAGUUAGUGAUCCCUAUAGCGGACAUCUAGUCGAUUAUUUUCAUGAACUUUAUAGGAAGAAUUAUUUCCAUUCAGUAAGCUCAAAAAAGUUAGCGUUUUUUUUCUUUUCAAAUGGAAAAAUUAUCAAUAGAGAAUACAUCAAUCAAGCUUGUAUUUUUAAUUUUCAAAUUCGAACAAAAAUUGAAAGACCCUAUAUGGAUCACCUAAUUCGUACCUCUAUAGGGGCAUUCUCGCGUUCCUAAGUUCGUAUGCAAAAAAAGCUGAGUUUGGAAGAGAUGGCUAAAGCUUAUUUCCGCUAGCGAUUAUUCGGUGAGAUCAAAUUCUCGAAAUGAUUGACAAGGUAUUGAUGGGAACGAGCAUCAGUCGCACUGUGUAUUACAUAAUAUGUCAGUUGUGCUCGUACUUGCUGAGAUCAAGCGUGGGAGUUGAACAGGUAGUGUGAGUGCAUCCAUUUUCUAGCAAAUGAUGUGGGUGAGCGGCGAGUUGAAAAGAAUGUUUUGCGCGGACAGCAAUUGGAUAUAGAUAUGAGGGUACCGCGGCAGUUGUCCUCUGUUUUCUGCUCUUCUCAUCUCAUUUAGUAGUCUCAACUCUGCAGUUAACUACAUCAAAUACUUGUACGAUGUCUCCAUCGGCUUCGGUGACGCGAUCGUUCAGUCGGAGAUCGAUCUCGUCUUGCAUGGUGCUUGUCCCAAAGAAGUCUAUUAUCAAGUAGUUUUCUCCUUUCUCUUUGUUCUUGUACCUUUCCUUUUUAGAUUCGGAAGCUUCCCAUCGACUCUUUGCCGUCUUCGGAUGAAGGAUUGGCGGAGUGGCUGGUGGAACUGUGGAAAGAGAAAGAACGGAAGUUGAAGACGUCAGCCUUGGAAGCCUUCAGGCCGAAUGAAUGUUUUUCAGGUUUUAUACGCUGCCUCAGAAAGAUCGUCAUUUUCCUCCUGUCGACGGCGGAGAACAGUUUGGGGUGAUUUUUUUUAAAAAAUGUUCGAAGUUCUCAAUUUGUUCCUCAUGAUAAUUAAUUUUAUAUUAUGAAAUCGCCCAUUUUACAGUAUUCAGCAAUAAAGUUAAAGGAAGACGCUAUGUAAAGAUUUCCGAUGUGUAAAGUCAAAGAGAAACCUUUUUCCGCUCGAGUUAUCUAGCUUUGGGACAAGCGUUUAAAACUUCCUUUGCCGAUCGGGAUAUUUUUCUAACUAAAAUUUCAUGUAAACUCUAACGUGCUUCAUGGAGGGUUUUGAAUGCAGUCAUGAAAUAAAAUUUUCCGUUUUUUUUUCUGGUUUUUGACUGAAGAAUUUAUAUGUUCUCAUGGUUUCAGUUGGACGAUUACCUUCAAAACACGCAAAAGUUCGUGGUUUCGUUUUGGCUUUUGACGACGCUUUUCUGGACGUACAUGUUCUUCGAAGUGAGAUACUUUGGCGUGAAACCUGCUGAUGAACCUUUUUUCAGAGCGCCCUAAUGUUCUACAUCGCUUUGGUGACGACUGUCAUCUACACUGUCAUCUGCAAGUGUUACGGAGGCCUGGAGCACUUCGCCAUCAAAAUGUUCUACGACCGGAAAUCUCACUUCAAUAAUGUUAAUAACUCUGAUAAUUCCAAUGGGAAUACUUGA
Molecule: messenger RNA, 7329 nt
Organism: Caenorhabditis auriculariae
Lineage: Eukaryota; Metazoa; Nematoda; Chromadorea; Rhabditida; Rhabditidae
Source: the annotation of a GenBank genome assembly